GAGUUUCCGCUUUUAGGUAGACUUGAGGUCAUUCUCAAGGCUCGAGUUGUACGAAGGCAGCCACUUUCAUCUCAUAGCGAAGUAUCCAUCAAACCUUUUUCGGAGUACGGCACAUCUAAAGCGCAUUUACCACUCGUGCGUAUCGACGCAUAUGAGAGGAAUCACCGAGAUCACCGUGCUAGUUGGAACCGACUGGGAUUUCGGCAGUUGAUCUCCAAGGCAGAGUUUGAUCUAACAGUCGCGGAGACCGUGUCUACGAUCCUCACAUGGUCAACGGUGUUCUGUCCCAUUGCCUAGGUGCGACCUGAAUUAUCGUCGCGUUGGCAUCUGCCCGCGACUUCGUUCAAAAUGCCUAUCGUCAAUGGACAAAAAAUGGCCUGCCAGCCCUGCAUACGAGGUCAUCGUUCGACAAAGUGCACUCAUGGAGGAGACCGUAUGUUAGUGCCCGUUCGUAAACCUGGCCGACCUCUUAGUACGUGUCCCCAUCCACCGGGAAAAGACUGUCAAUGUCGCAACGUGACGGCUGCCAUUCCAAAAGGAGUAGCCUGUCGCUGUGGAGGCUCACAGGGUGUCAAACCAAAUGGCACGCCGACGCUGGUAAAGGCCGAACCAUCGGAGAAUGCGCCGUUAUCGCCUACGAAACAGGCAUCCUUUCGCGUGCAGAAGCCGGCAACGAAACCGAAUAGGAAGCAGUCUUUAGAUGCUUCUGUAGCAUUACAACGCAUGGACUCGAAUAAUCUAAACCUGCAGAAUGGUGCGAAUGAAUAUUUGGCGCAAAGCGCGAAUGGAGUAACUUCAUCAAACUGGGGAAGUUUCGUUUCGCCUUUGCAAAACGGAGCCAAUCCAUAUUCAACAUAUCCAUCGAUGACCUCGCGUCUUGAGGGAACGAUGGAUUCCUCGAUUCUUCACAUCAAUGGUGGUCUCGCGGAUAUAGCACCAAACCUUUCUUCUGGAAAUGGCAUAUCGGACCAUUCCACCGUGAGUUCAGGUACACUCACACCUGGUACAUCGGAUUCUCCUUAUCAUACGCCGACUUCUAGUAAUGGAGAGCCUUCUCAGGAGUUAUCUUUAGAGCCGCCCGGAAGUUGCUGUUCCCAGCGAAUGCAACAACCCCAGCAAGUGCCAAACCGGAUGCAAUUCCAAGGCCAUCUCCAGAGCGGCCCUAGAGAAUCGCCGAAUAUGAUGGGAUAUGCGCCUCAGGUCACCAUCCGCAACGGAUCAAUGAUGGAACAAGUUCCUACUCAGGUUACCGUGAACCAGCAGCUAUACACUGUUAAUAAUUAUGCGCAAGCGGGGCUGUUUUCGGACAACCUGUCGUUCGGAACACCACAAUUACCUCUUCAGCAGGCGCAGUGGGAACAGUUGAUGGCAAAUUUUAUGCCUCAAGCGGGAUCAAAUGAAGGUGGCCCCAGUUACACGAAUCAUGUGUGCGAUUGCGGUCCUGGAUGCGAAUGUCUUGGUUGUGCCUCUCACCCAUAUAACCAAGUCAGUAUACAAUACGUUCGAGAAGCGAUGGCUUUGCAGGAGAGCUUGAGUAAUGGUAGCCUUGAUACGCCGACGCCGAUUGCCGAUCCGCCGUUGGUAGGUGAAGCAUCACCACCACCUACGCAUAGUCCAGCCGAGACCGAAUCGCCAGGUGCGAACGAACUCAAUCUAUCGCCUAGCGAAUUUCUAUUUGUCGACUAUGGUAGUGGAAUAUGUGGCUGUGGAGAUGAUUGUGCCUGCGUCAACUGCAUGAUUCACCGUGACCCUUUGGAUCAUAAGAUGACCGGACAUGGCAUUGGUGGACUUCAUGAUAAGACGCCGAAUUGAUAGAGGUAGAACUCGGCGUCCGAAUAUAUAACACCUCUGCUAGGAGCUAUAGAUGAAUGAAGCGAGCGGAGGAUACCUUCGAGGGUCAUUGCUGAAACCCGACAAUCGAGCUUUGAAACACAUAGCUAAGCGGAUAUAU
This is a messenger RNA of Annulohypoxylon maeteangense, 1951 nucleotides long. RefSeq lists its product as uncharacterized. Gene Ontology annotation, biological process: intracellular iron ion homeostasis; positive regulation of transcription by RNA polymerase II; intracellular copper ion homeostasis. Gene Ontology annotation, cellular component: nucleus. Gene Ontology annotation, molecular function: RNA polymerase II cis-regulatory region sequence-specific DNA binding; DNA-binding transcription factor activity, RNA polymerase II-specific; copper ion binding. The coding region runs from base 349 to 1812 and encodes 487 amino acids. The record is from RefSeq and is a predicted model, not a curated record. The transcript is spliced from 2 exons. NCBI's taxonomy places the organism in Eukaryota, Fungi, Ascomycota, Sordariomycetes, Xylariales, Hypoxylaceae.